AUGAGACAUUAUGGAUUAGGUGCAUCCAUAUCACAAAUUACAGCAUUUCAUGAACAGAAUACGAAGGAACCUAAGAGAGAACUUCCACAGGAUGAAAGUUGGAAGAAGAAAGGGAAGAAAGAGAAGAAAGCCAAGAAGCAGGAUGCAGAAGAGAAGACCAACUACAGUCGAAAUAGGAAGAAGAGACACACUGAGAGUAAAAAAACAAUUCCUGUAGGGGAGAAGCCCCCUGAAGAUGGAAGGAAUAAAAGGAAAGCUGUUAAAAAAGAUCAAACUAAGAAGAGAAAAGAAAGUCUCUCAGAUGUGACAAGUAAACCUGAGAGCAAGAAGAGAAGACAAGAAGAGAAAGAAGAAACAACUAAAAGUAAAAAGAAAACCGGCUUAGAAGAGAUGAAAAUUCCUCAGAGCAGCAGAAGAAGGAAGGAGCAGGACAAGAGGAAAAGACCAAGGAGCCCAGAAGAUCCAUUGGAAGGUGGAAGUGGAAGUGCACCGAAGAAAUCCCAUGUGGAUGAGAAAAGAGCAGCCCCCCUGGACAUACAGAGGUACAAAUUCCACCAAGAGCUAGGAGAAGGCACGUUUGGACAGGUGAUGUUGGCAUCAUAUACACCGAAGAAACAACUUGUUGCAAUUAAGACGGUGCCCAAACAACCCAGCAAGGGCAACUAUACCUGCAUCAUGAAGGAGGCCCGACUCUUGAAGAUCGCCAGAGGAUGCCCCUUUCUAUGCCAUUCUCAUGCCACGUUCCAAUCCGAGCUGCAUGCCUUCUUCGUGCUCGAGUAUGCCGACGGGGGAACACUGCACAAAGUUAUUGCAGACCAAGGAAAUCUGUCAAUGAAAAACAUCCAAUUCUACACUGCAGAGAUGGUGAUAGCCCUACAGUUCCUUCACUCCAAUGGCAUCAUUCACCGUGAUCUGAAGCCUGAAAACAUCUUGGUGGAUAACAACGGGCACAUCAAGAUCUGUGACUUCGGCCUUGCUGUUGAAGGAAUGUUCGCCGGAAAGAAAAUCAGCGGAUUGACAGGAACACCUGGAUACCGUGCGCCGGAGGUUUUGUCAUUGGGGAAGUACGAUGCUGGAGUGGACUGGUGGUCAUUCGGGGUCAUCAUGUACGAAAUGGCCACCGGCAGACAGCCAUUUGCCCCAUCACUGGUUUCUGCACAGGAGUUGUUUGAGAUUAAGGAGAGGAAGCUUGAAUACCCGCGUCACAUGAGCCAGGAAAUGCUGGACCUUCUGCCAAAGCUUCUGGAGAUGAACAAGAGCAAACGCUUAGGAGUAAAUGGCAACAUCAGGAAGCACUCAUUCUAUGCCAGAAUCAACUGGAGUGAGCUGGAAAACAGAAAAAUAAAGGCACCUUUCCAGCCCAAAAUUCCACCAGCAGAUAAAUUACCGGUCAUACAUCCAGGAUUCUGCGCUGAGACAUCUAAGAGAGCUAAUGUGGAAGGCUUCUCCGAUGUGGAUUCCAACUGGAAAUGGCAGGAGUAAAGUGUUUUCUGUGCUCAUGUGGACUAAUCUCAAACUGCCUGUAUAGCAAGUGAUGACAGCAACGUACCAUCCAUGGCCAAUUCCAUCAAUGAACAUCAGAUCUGCCGUCUACUGUCUACUGCAAGUGUACAAGUGUCUGUCUGUACAGCCAACUACACCAACACCACAUGGGAUCCUUGACAGAAGGUAGAAAGAACUCGAGGCAUAGUGCACACAAUACAUCACAGGAGGCCCCACCAGAAGAAAGGAAUAGCUGCAGUCCGGACUUUCUAAAUGGACUUUCUCACAGACCCUUGGAUAAGGGUAAAAAUGUAUACUGAACAUACAGUGCACUUAUGGUAAUCCAGUGCACUGUUAAUUAACAACGUUCAGUAUACUUCAGUUUCUUUAUAUAAGGUAAGGUUUAGGGGUAAGUAUAGCAUUAAGUAAGUUUACUUCCUUUUCUAACUUCCAUCCCAUUGUUUUACUGUUUUCUUAUAGAUAGGAUGUUAUAUAGAAAUAGAAAUGUUAGGAUUCCUUCUCAUCUUUACUCCUGUCCCAUUCUUUUCUUUUACCAUUUUCAUUUCUCAUUUUCCUCUUUUCCUCUUUUUCA
Molecule: messenger RNA, 2074 nt
Organism: Xenopus laevis (African clawed frog)
Lineage: Eukaryota; Metazoa; Chordata; Amphibia; Anura; Pipidae
Product: protein kinase C delta type-like
Exons: 11
Coding region: 1-1482 (493 amino acids)
Source: RefSeq, a predicted model, not a curated record